Messenger RNA from Salpingoeca rosetta, 1365 nucleotides. RefSeq lists its product as uncharacterized. The transcript is spliced from 4 exons. The record is from RefSeq and is a predicted model, not a curated record. Bases 188 to 919 code for a protein of 243 amino acids. NCBI's taxonomy places the organism in Eukaryota, Choanoflagellata, Craspedida, Salpingoecidae. Gene Ontology annotation, molecular function: hydrolase activity.
CACCUCACCACUUUAACUGUUUUUGUGUGUCGCACUGUCGUCGUUGUUGAGCCAUUGCUUCUGUCUGCUGUCUGCUGCGGUUGCUUGUUCAGCGUGGUGCAUUUCUCACCUCACCCUUCAUCUGCCUCUGCCACUUGCUCACGCCAACCACCUGUCUUUCUUCCCCGCACCUCCAACGCCUGCCAAGAUGACGACCAAGCCUUGCUGUGAUGCGGGUCCGCCUGUGACCAUCAAGCACGAGGACAAGGGCAAGGAAAUCAAGCUUGGGGAGCUCACGGCAUACGUGUCCGGUGACCCUGCCAGCGCCAAGGCUGGCGUCAUCCUCUUCUACGACAUCUUCGGCCUGAAGCACCCUCAGGUGCGCGAGAUUUGCGACCGGUUUGCGGCGCGCGGCUACUAUGUGGUCAUGCCAGAUGUCUUCCGUGGUGACCCAUGGACGCUGGAGAAGUUCCCACCAAAGGACAAGACGGAGUUCCAGGCCUUCCUCAAGCGCAGCAACGACGCCGCCCCUGGCGACAUUGAAACUGUCAAGGCCCACUUCAAGGAGGUUGGCCUUGGCGACAAGAAGCACGGCGUUCUUGGCUUCUGCUGGGGUGGCAAGUGGGUCGUGGAGGCCUGCGCUGACGAGAGCUUUGGUGCCGGUCUUGCAGCACACCCAGCCUUUAUCACGCUCGACAUGGUGAAGAAGGUGCACUGCCCGAUUGUGUUCUGCCCCGCCGGCGGGGACGUCGACUGUGCCCCCUUUGUUGAGCACCUCAAGAAGCAGCCGUGGGGCGCCAAGUCGCAGGAGAAGCGCUUUGAGGACAUGACCCACGGCUUCUGUGCCGCCCGCGGUGAUUGGUCCGACCCCAACGUCAGCGAAGCCGUGCACCAGGUUCUUGGCCUUGGCUUGGACCUCUUUGACGCCACGCUCGCCUAACCGGUGCCCCCAUCUUUGUUGCGUGCAAGAGUGGUGGCCAGCGGCGGGGCGGGGAUAACCGAAGGAGCGGGUGCCCCUGCAUCAGCGCGAACGUUUACAAGGUCACGCACGCGCGUGCGUAUCUUCCUCCAUGUCACUGUUGAUUUCUUCACUGCUGCUUCUUCGUGUUCUUCUUGUUCUUCUUCUUCGUACUCUGUUUUCGUUAUUUGUCUCCUCCUUUUUCAUUUCCUAUUGUUGGCUGCAUCAAAUGCACACCCCUCCUGUGUGCUAUGUGCCUGUGCGUUUGCCUGUGUGGUGCAUGUGUGGUUGUGUGUGUGGUGCCUGUGUGGUGCCUGUGUGGUGCAUGUGUGGUGCAUGUGUGGGCAUAUGGUGAACCACCACCAUUCCAUCACAGCCAGCGUUGCGACACCAUAAAUUUUCCGCGACCGUUGCGGACGCAAACACUG